Messenger RNA from Nannospalax galili (Upper Galilee mountains blind mole rat), 951 nucleotides. Its product is annotated as olfactory receptor 5L1-like. Gene Ontology annotation, biological process: sensory perception of smell; G protein-coupled receptor signaling pathway. The transcript has a single exon. The record is from RefSeq and is a predicted model, not a curated record. Lineage: Eukaryota; Metazoa; Chordata; Mammalia; Rodentia; Spalacidae. Gene Ontology annotation, cellular component: membrane. Gene Ontology annotation, molecular function: olfactory receptor activity; G protein-coupled receptor activity; odorant binding.
AUGCUGGCAGAGAACUGCACCGCUGUGAAAGAAUUCAUUCCUCUCGGACUAUCAGCUGCUCCUGAGCUGAGGAGCUUCCCCUUCCUAGUGUUCCUUCUUAUCUAUGUCAUCACAACUGUGGCCAACCUGGGCAUGAUUGCACUGGUCCAGCUCAGCCCUCAACUGUGUACCCCGAUGUGCUUUUUCAUUUGCCACUUGUCCUUUGUAGAUUUUUGCUAUUGCACUGUCAUUGUUCCAAAGAUGUUGGCUGGUAUCUUAAAGAACAGCAAAGACAUCUCCUUCCUCGGAUGCAUGGUGCAGUUCUCCUUGUUUAGUACAUUUGUGGUGACUGAAGUCUUUUUGUUGGCAGUUAUGGCCUACAAUCACUUCUUGGCCAUCUCUAACCCACUACUCUAUAUAGUUACCAUGUCUUUAAUACUUCAUGUGGGGUUGGUGUCUGGCUGUUAUCUCUGUGGAACAGUGUGUUCUCUAAUUCACUUGUGUUUAGCUCUUGAGAUCCCAUCCUAAAAAUCAAAUGUGGUGGAUCAUUUCUUUUGUGAUCUACCACCUGUGUUUUCUCUUGCUUGCUCUGAUGUAUCGAUUAAUGAACUCAUGGCUUUUAUUGUGCCCACUUUCAAUGAGAUCUUUACCAUUGUGAUUAUACUCACAUCAUACUUUCUUAUCCUCAUCACUAUCCUGAGAAUGCACUCUGCAGAUGGAAGGCAAAAAGCCUUUUCCACCUGUGCCUCCCACCUCACAGCUAUUGCUGUUUUCCACAGGACAAUCUUGUUCAUUUAUUGUCAGCCUAGCCUAGGAAACAGUCGGGAAGCUGAUAAAGUAGCCACAGUGUUCUACACAGUAGUGAUUCCUAUGCUGAACCCCUUGAUCUACAGCCUCAGGAACAAGGAUGUGAAAGAGGCUUUCAAAAGAGUAGUGGGAUCCAAGUUACUUUCUGAGAAGCUGAGCAACUGA